GUAGUCAGAGGAGGCAUCCAGACACCCGGCCGGCCUUCGCUGUGCGCAUGCGCCUUUUGAGGGCGUGGCCCGCGGGGUCAGCGGCGCGUUUCCAGCCAGGCCAGGGGGCGAGACGCCUGGCGCACUUUGUUGCCGACGUAUCUGCGCCCAGACCCCGAACGGCGGACUCCGUCCUUGAGGCGAGCGACGCUGCGGACCCCACAGGUGCCAGCAGCUGGCUUGGUGCUCCUCUCAGCUGCCCACCAUGGCCUGGGGACUGCCCAGCACCGCCAGCCUGGCACGCUUCUACCAGAAGCUGAACCGGCUGAAGCCACUGGAGGAGUCCACCACGGAGACGUCGCAGCAGCGCCACCUGACCAUGCUGGAUCUGAUCCUGCUGGGCAUGGGUGCUACGAUGGGCUUGGGCCACUACAUCCUCACAGGCACUGUGGCCAAGGAGAUGGCCGGCCCUGUGGUGCUCGUGUCUUUCAGUGUAGCUGGCAUGGCCUCCCUGCUGGCAGCCCUAUGCUACGUGGAGUUGGCAGCACGUGUGCCCCGCAAGGGCACUUCCUGUUUGUUCACCUAUGUGUUCAUGGGGGAACUGUGGGCCUUCCUCAUUGGCUGGAUAUUGCUCAUCCAGUGUCUCAUUGGUGGGAUUGCCAUGGCCCGCACCUGGAGCGCUCACCUGGACGCCAUCUUGAGCCACGGCAUCCGCAGCUUCACCAUGGCCCAUGUGGGCAGCUGGCAGGUGCCGUUCCUGGCCCAGUACCCGGACUUCUUGGCUGCUGGAGUCAUACUUUUGGCCUCCGCAUUUGUCUACUGUGGAGUCCACAUCUGUUCCUGGCUCAACCGCACCUUCUCUGCCAUCAGCUUGGUUGUCAUCCUCUUCAUCGUCACCCUGGGGUUUGUCCUGGCCCGUCCGGAGAACUGGAGCACUGAGGAGGGCGGCUUUGCGCCCUUUGGCUUCUCUGGCAUCAUGGCUGGUGCUGCCACCUGCUUCUUUGCCUUCGUGGGCUUUGGUGCUAUUGCUGCCUCCAGCGAGGAGGGCCAGAACCCCAAGCGAGCUGUGCCUAUGGCCAUCGCCAUCUCAGUUGGCCUGAUGGCUGGUACUAACAUCCUCACCUCCACUGUGCUCACACUCAUGGUACCCAGGCACGGCCUGGACCCUGACUGGACACUCGCUGAUGCCUUCUACCAGCUGGGCUACAGCUGGGCGGGCUUCAUCGUGGCGGCUGGCGCUGUCUGCUGUAAGAGACCCUUGUGGGCAUGACCACUGUCCUGUUCAACAUUCUGUUUGCUGUGCCACGCAUCGUACAUGCCAUGGCCACUGACGGUCUCUUCUUCCAGAUAUUUACCCGUGUGCAUCCUCGCACACAGGUGCCCAUAGUGGGCAUCCUGG
This is a messenger RNA of Equus quagga, 1378 nucleotides long. RefSeq names its product cationic amino acid transporter 4-like. Lineage: Eukaryota; Metazoa; Chordata; Mammalia; Perissodactyla; Equidae. Gene Ontology annotation, molecular function: amino acid transmembrane transporter activity. The record is from RefSeq and is a predicted model, not a curated record. Gene Ontology annotation, cellular component: plasma membrane. Gene Ontology annotation, biological process: amino acid transport; transmembrane transport.